AUGUUCAAACCAGCGCCACCGUCGAGAUCCCGCCAAAUAACGCGCCUACAAGAAGUCGUGGUCUCUGACCCUGCACAGACAUGCCCCUUCCCCUCUCCCCAACACACAGACAGUGUCGUCGCCGAGUUCAAACCAGCGUCGCCGUCGAAAACCUAUCGCAUGCGGGAUAGAGGCGGUCUCCGACCUGUUUAUACCAUGCCGACGGCGGGUUUUCAACCCGCGGCGUCGACGUCAGGAGUAGGUGGUGGCCACAUGUGGAGUGGGAUGAAGCGGGCAGGCAACCCGCAUGGGGAAUUGAGUGAUGGCGGCGUCCAUUCAGUUUCCUUUGGGGAAUUAGUUCACGGAUGGCCGGAUGCUAAGCGAAGGACGGGUGGUGGUGGCUUGGUUAUUAAAUUCAAGGGUUUCUAA
Messenger RNA from Linum trigynum, 408 nucleotides. The record is from the annotation of a GenBank genome assembly. Lineage: Eukaryota; Viridiplantae; Streptophyta; Magnoliopsida; Malpighiales; Linaceae.